AUGCCGCCUGUCACCAGGCACUCGGCCAGAGGCCACGCCUCAGGCGGUCCCCGCCACGGGGAUAGCCCCCGGGAACAAGGCUUAGCCGCGCUAGUGAAAGCCCGCAAACACCGAAAACGCGAAAAGCCAGAUAACCAGAUGGAGGGAGACACAGGCGAGCCAAAUGCCUCGCCUCCACCCCCAACACCUCUGUUCAUGGACCAUGAAAUGGCAACCCAGACGCCACCAGCUAUGCUGGAGCCACAAAGCCCAAACAAACAACUCGAAUUCGAGCUCCGAAAAAACGCCAGCAUCGCCCUACAAGCCCGAGCCAAAAAAGAAGAAGAGGAAGACGAGGAGAUACUGGAGUUCCUCAACAUACUGGACAAGAAGCUCUCCUCUAUGAAACAGAAAAACCUCCCCAGGGCCUCCUCUUUUGGCAAGGCCCUCCAAACCUUUGCGCACAACUACUUCACCCAACCCGGUGCCAAUGCAAAUAACCAAGGCCACACAGCCAACCCAGCCCCAGCUAGCCCCCCCAAAACGUAUGCAAACGCUAUCCCCACGCCCAAACCGAACAACACUACUGGGAAAAAACUUGUUGUCUCAGCCCCUAAGCCAGCAAGACCUCUUCACCUUUUCCUUCGACUCCCAACAGACCACCCUGCCCGACAUGCCAGCCCGCAUGCGGCUCUACAAAAGCUUCGCAGUAGCCUAGAUCCAGCAGUCACUGACGCCAUCAAGGAAAUACAACAUGUUCCCACAGGGCUCGCCAUUGGGCCUAAAGAUGCCCAAAGUGCAGAGAUCCUACUUGACAAUAAGGAUGAUAUACAACAGGUAAUCCAAGGCUCUAAUGCUGAGCUAGAACAGAGAUGGGCAAUCUUUGUCAUUCCCGGUGCCAUCAAACAAUACAUUGGCUAUGAUACCUCAAUUGUCACUGUAACAGAGCAAGCAGCAAAGGAAGAAUUUAAGCUGCAGACAGGCAUCACGCCCCUAAAACUACACUGGUCCAAGAGGAGCCAAGAACACCUCUCAAUACAGACAAUGCAGCAACAAUGGUCCUGGCAGUGCCAGAGACUUCCGCCUCCAAGAUUCCACCUUGGGUCCAUUUCUUCGGCAAGAACCUCUGCAUUAGACGCAAGAUCAUAA
Molecule: messenger RNA, 1128 nt
Organism: Aspergillus chevalieri
Lineage: Eukaryota; Fungi; Ascomycota; Eurotiomycetes; Eurotiales; Aspergillaceae
Exons: 1
Coding region: 1-1128 (375 amino acids)
Source: RefSeq, a predicted model, not a curated record